AUGGCGCCCAAGGUUAAGGGCGGGGAUCAGCCCAAAAAGACGAAAGCAUCCGUCGAAGACAAGACUUUUGGCAUGAAAAAUAAGAAGGGUGGCAGUGCAAAAAAGCAGAUUGCACAACUUCAGGCCCAAGCAAAGUCGAACAAGUCUCCUGAAGAGAAGCGAAAAGAGGCCGAGAAAGAGCAAAGAAAGAAGGAGAAGGAUGCUGCGGAAAAAGCCAAAGCCGAGGCCGCUGAACUUUUUAAGCCCAUCCAGGUCCAGAAAGUCCCCUUUGGCGUCGACCCCAAGACUGUGCUGUGUCAAUUCUUCAAGCAGGGCCACUGUGACAAAGGAAAGAAAUGCAAGUUCAGCCAUGACCUUGAAGUGGGAAAGAAAGUGGCCAAGAAGGACUUGUACCAAGAUACGCGGGAACAGAGCAAAGAGGAGAAAGAGAAGGACAACAUGGAGGACUGGGAUGAAGAGAAGCUCCGAAAGGUUGUGCUCAGUAAACAUGGCAAUCCUCGGACCACCACGGAUAAAGUUUGCAAAUACUUCAUUCAAGCGGUUGAAGAUGGCAAGUAUGGCUGGUUUUGGACUUGUCCCAACGGAGGGGACAAGUGCAUGUACAAACACAGCUUGCCGCCUGGGUUCGUACUGAAAACCAAAGAACAGAGGCGUGCAGAGAAGGCGUUGAUGGACAAGUCGCCCAUGAACACACUGACGCUGGAAGAUUUCCUCGACUCUGAACGACAUAAACUUACUGGGACGCUGACACCCGUGACACCAGAGACUUUCGCUAAAUGGAAGAAAGAGCGCAUGGACAAGAAGGCUGCCGAAGCAGAGGCUAUGAAAGCCAAGGAUGCAACCGGCAGAGCCAUGUUCGAAAGCGGUAACUGGAAGGGAUCAGAAGACGAAGAUAGCGAAGAGGACGAGGAUGAGGAUGGCGGCGAGGGCGCAUGGAACCUCGAGGCUAUGCGCAAAGAAACCGAACGGCUGCGAAUGCUGAGGGAAGAAGAGCGAUUAGCCCGGACGAACGGCGAACCCGUGCCUGAUCGGAACGAUGACACCGAGAGCAACACAGCGGAAAGUCAAGAAGGCGGUGACGAUAAUGAUGAGGACGGUGAUACUGGUAGCGACGAUGUCGAUGGAGAGGGUUCCACCGAGACCAACGGAGAGAGCAGUGGAACAAAGGGUUGA
This is a messenger RNA of Cladophialophora psammophila CBS 110553, 1173 nucleotides long. RefSeq lists its product as uncharacterized. The coding region runs from base 1 to 1173 and encodes 390 amino acids. Lineage: Eukaryota; Fungi; Ascomycota; Eurotiomycetes; Chaetothyriales; Herpotrichiellaceae. Gene Ontology annotation, biological process: cytoplasmic translation. Gene Ontology annotation, cellular component: cytosol. The transcript is spliced from 2 exons. Gene Ontology annotation, molecular function: metal ion binding; mRNA binding. The record is from RefSeq and is a predicted model, not a curated record.